Messenger RNA from Trypanosoma cruzi, 465 nucleotides. RefSeq lists its product as uncharacterized. The transcript has a single exon. The record is from RefSeq and is a predicted model, not a curated record. Bases 1 to 465 code for a protein of 154 amino acids. Lineage: Eukaryota; Euglenozoa; Kinetoplastea; Trypanosomatida; Trypanosomatidae.
AUGUCUAACGCGUCCUGCCCUCGUAUCCCGACGAACCGCGGGGCGCGUUGGGGAUCCGCCCUCGCCGUCUUCGGCGCGACGGACCAAUCCAAAACCACGGUCCCGUCCGGCUCCGGUGUGAAAUUGUUGGGUGUCAAGGACGCAAUCCCGGACCAACGGCUUGUCGUUAUCCACGCAUUUCAGAAAACAACACGUUGCUUCCAAUCGGCUCGGCCGCGGAUAAACUCAUCCCUCUCUUCCUCUGUCAAGGGGCGCGCCUGCUUCGUCUCGGGUCGCGCCGCAAUUCUUCGUGACCCCAGAAUCACCAUGUCCAGCGGGGUUGAAUUUAUUUACACUAUGGACCGCAGCAUCCUGGCGUGCUGCUGUCGGGUGGAUGGCGCCACAUCCAAUAUUGCCACCAAAAAGGCCGCGCAGCUCUCCUCGUUGAUCGGCUGUUCGUGCGUGCAGCAAAGCACAAAAAGUUGA